AAAUUUGGCGGUACUGUUCUGUACCUUCACACAUGCUGAAAAACAAACUGCCCCAAGUGCGGGAAAAGCUCCUCAGCAGACAGCGGCCUCAUUACCACCCGCAAGAUACACUGGAAAGUGUAGAAGCUGGUAAUGCAGAUUUUACUUGAAUAAUAAAGAAGGGAUUAAAAAUGGCUCAAAGAAAAGCUCAUAAGCUUGAGGAUAAAGAAAGAACAGAUGAUAUUCAUAUAGAAGAAAAUGUGGACUUUGCUGGUAUGUACUUAGCAGAACAUGUGCUUGCAGGAUUAAAAUCUGCAGGCUUUGGUAGUCCCAUCCAGUUAGCUGCCAUCCCUCUUGGUCGAUGUGGGCUGGACUUGAUUGUGCAAGCUAAGAGUGGGACUGGUAAAACAUGUGUUUUUACUGUAAUUGCUUUGGAAAUGAUAAGUGUAUCUGCUCCAUCAACACAAGUUCUCGUUAUUGCGCCAACUCGUGAAAUAGCUGUACAGAUAACUCAAGUAAUCAAUGCUAUUGGUAGUACAAUGCCACAACUCAGAGCUGCUACCUUCAUUGGAGGGAUUCUUCUAAAUCAAGAUAAAGCUAAGCUUCGUUGCUGCCAUAUAGCUGUAGGAACACCUGGCCGUCUUACUCAACUUGUUGAACUUGGGCUUCUUAAACUAGAAAAUGUCAGAUUACUUGUGUUAGAUGAAGCUGACCUGUUGCUGACAGGUCAGUUUACCAAGGCAGUAGUCCAUUUGGCCUCUGGGCUUCCGUUGAAUAAACAAGUAUUAGCACUUAGUGCAACAUAUACUGUAGAAGUAGCGGAAGUUGUAGAGGGACUUAUGCGAUCACCAAACCAUGUUCGACUUGGAAGAGAUUCGCCUGCUCUACUGGGUGUCAACCAAUUUGUAAGGUUACUCCCAUACCAUCAUCAGCCACAUCGUAUACAGCAGACAAAGUUAUCAGAGCUUCAGGCCAUUCUCGCGACAGUAACAUUUAAUCAGUGUCUUGUAUUUUCAAACUCUCAGCUACGUGCAGAAUCCAUUUGCAGCGCAUUACGAGCAACAGGAUGGCCAGUUUCCCACUUGACUGGUGGUCAAACACAGUGUGACCGCUUACAGGCACUGGAAGCAUUGUGCUCUUACAAGUGGGUUCUUGUUUCAACAGACCUCUCUGCCCGUGGUCUGGAUUCAGAACAUGUGAAUCUUGUCAUCAAUCUGGAGCCACGUGAUCAGGCUACAUAUCUUCACCGUGUUGGACGGGCCGGACGGUUUGGCUCUCGGGGAGGCGCCAUUACCGCUUCAGAGGGAGAUGAAUGGCAAGCCAUUAGGGCUAUAGCAACAUUGGCAAAUGUACAAAUUUAUCUUUUGCAAGAGGACUGGGAGUCCAGUAUUGCUAGUAAAGAUGUUAAGAGUAUGGAGAAAUUGGAGUUAUUACCUGAUGAUGAGGUUAAGCUAUGGCUUGACAACAAUGCCCAACAUAGUUAUUUGUAUGGGGGUAAAAAGAAAGGUAAACCUAAGAAAGUACUGGAACAGAUAAAUGCACCGAAUGGAAUAGCAGAGUCCCAAAACAAGAACAAAGUAAAAAUGACAGGAGAAUUCAUAAAGGACUCUUGUAAAGAAAAUAGAGAGGUUGAUGCAGUCUCCAGAAACCAUUCCCAGAAGUCAAAGAAUGUUAGAGAGUCAAAAGAAGCAAGUAAAAAAUAUAGCCAUAACAUGAAAACUGAGAAAAAAAAAUGAAUAUGAAAACAAAAGAGCAACAAAGGAGAACUCAUCAAGAGGCAGCAAGUGCAAGGAAAGAGGCAGAAGACAGGCAAAGGGAGGAAGAGGUUGCACAAAAUUACAAAACAGUAUUGAAAUUACUAGAGGGAGUCAGUUCUAAAUCAUCCUCAGUAAGUAUAUCUUAUUCAGAUAUAUUACAAGAAUGUUCUGAGAAAUAUGACAACAUCUCAGCCACUGAUAAUCCAACAGUAAGAGUACCACCAUUGCCUAACAAACUAAAACUAACUGAAACUGAUUUGAAAGCAUUUGAGGAUCACUGGAAAACUAUUCUGGAGGAACAGGAGCAGAGAGUAAUUAAUGCUAAUGAAAUGUGGGAUUGUGCAAAGUUUAAUAUUCACAAAGGUCUGGAAGCAUUAAUUGAAGGGAAGGAUGCACUGACAGUUUUGAAUAAAGAUGACCAAGAUGAAAAAGAAAGUAGAGUAACAAAUGAUCCAUCAAUACUUUUAACUCUAGAAAAUGAUUCAUUUUCUGGAGGAGAAUCAAGUGACAACAUCAGUGAUAGAGCUUUGGAAGUUAAUGGAUCACUGACUUACAAAUGGCAUAAAGUAAAGAACGAUGCAAUAAAAGAAAUGCAGCAUUCACCCAAUCCUCAUUCAACAGAGAUUUCAAGGAGUAAUAUCAGUGUUAAUACAGCUCCCAAGAACAAAGGGAAAAAGAAAAUGCUCUCAAAUUCAAAUAGUCCCAGAUCAAGUAUACAUUCCAAUAGACAAGAUAAAGAACAACCAAGAAUGUACAUGUAUUAUGACAAAGAUAUGGAAAGCAAAGAACAACACAUGAUAAACAAGCAAAAGAAAGACAAAGUACACCGGGAGAAUAAGCGUCGUGCCUCAUUUACUGGUCCCAGUGGCACUCAGGCACACUCUGGACAUUAUGACGAUAGUUCCCGGGGACACUGGUAUUAUGGGGCUCAACCAAUGAACGACUGCCAUCAGCCAAGAUAUGCCAACAACUGGAGCUGGCAGCAACAUGGUAAUGCUAACAAUAUUCAAGGACAACAAAACAACUAUAGUUUUCAAGAAAUGAAUGAAAAUGAUCCACAAGUAGGUGACUUUGGGACUUCUCGAGAGUGUGGAAAUGAUCAGCCACCACACCAAGAAACAUACGGUCAUGGAAAUGAAUAUACCAGUUAUUGGAAUUACAAUUAUGAUUCUUAUUGGCAACAGAGGUCAUAUAUAGAAAGUGCACACAAGUUUGCUUCUAUGAUGGAUUAUGUUCAACACAUGGGAAGGAUGAGUGCUUGGAUGGCCCAAGACUUUCAUAAACGUAAUAAAGAAAAUAAUAGUUAGGGACAAUAUUUAGCUCGUGUUUGUAAUUACAACUGAAUGGUGGCAGUGUGGGAGUUGUGGAUUAGUAUUCAAAGUUUAUAUAUACUGUGUACCGGUACUCUGUAUCCUGUAUAUAUAUUUUGGUUUAUUUUUAUUAGUAUAACAUGAGAAUGAUGCUGAAAUUUCCAUUUACAAUUGUUAAUUUUUAUGGUGCUUCUAAACUUUAAAGUUAUUUUAGUUCUGUAUUUGAUUUAUAAUUUAAUAUCACUUAAAAACAUUGUGAACUUAUACAGUACUCUUUAAAUGCAGUACCAAAGUGUGAGCAUGUCUAAAAGAUUUGGUAAAAAGUUAUCUGAGGAGUGUGCAAAGGUGUUGAGGACCAUUGAUACAUCAAACCCAACAUCAGAUGGAACAAGGAGUCCUUACUUUCCUGAGUCAAGUAGUGGAUGUAUGACAUUAGAUACUGAUGAUAAACAUAGGAAAAAAUGGAAAAUAAUGAAGGUCAAAGCAUAGAAAAU
Molecule: messenger RNA, 3540 nt
Organism: Homarus americanus (American lobster)
Lineage: Eukaryota; Metazoa; Arthropoda; Malacostraca; Decapoda; Nephropidae
Product: probable ATP-dependent RNA helicase DDX20
Molecular function (GO): ATP binding; nucleic acid binding
Source: RefSeq, a predicted model, not a curated record